AGACUAAUGGUCAAUGAACGGAUGUCUUCCGAGUAUAUUUCUCGUCGGACUGUGCUCGCCAAGGAAAGUACUACGCGCUCACAGCGCUAUUUUCGAAGAUGAAAAAUUGGCAACUCGAAGCCCUCGAAGCCUCUAUGAACUGCGUUAAAUGCGAUCUCCUCCAAUGCAAAUUGGCAUUCUUGGACACGCUGUCACAGCGAUUCAAACCUUCGAAUUUCGAAGAUCAACCUAACCUGGAAUAGCCUGGAAUAGCUCACUCACCCUGGUGGGAAACAGGAAGGCGUCUCCUCUGGCAUCCAUAUGGAAGCUUGACUAGUCUGUGAACUUGCCGUAAACUCGUUAAUGUUGGACCGUUCCCAGAAGUUUAAGGAUUGAAUUCAAGCUUCACGCUUCAAGAGAUUGAGGCUCGACGCCGUGAAGGUAAGAUCAUCCACUACGCCGGUGGACUGUUGCUAGUUGCUUAACCACGCUAGGAAGUAUCCUGACUUUGGCGUGCAUUGUCGUUCCGGUCGAGUGACAAUGAAAAAUCCGCUUGAAGAUCCGGUAUUGUUACCUUUAAGUACCCUUGUUAGAUCUCGGAAGCCGUCCAAGGUCCACCGUUUGUUUAAUGUGGUCUUGCUGGCUUCGAUCGCCGCUACAUUGACAUUCGUUCUACCAUAUCCGUGGACAUUUCUCAGGAACUACAACACGUCUAUUAAGUCAAUCGCGCCUGAAUAUGCAUCGUUGGGUCCUGCGGAUGAAUGGAAAGACAACGUCUGGCCGAUUCGAGAACAAACACCUUGGGACAUUUCGACAGACUACCCGUUUCCGCGGCUUCUGGAGUAUGACGUGACGGAGGGUACCUGGCUCAGACUUGAUGUUCACCCCAAGUCUGGUGACAUUGUUUUUGACAUCCUUGGGGACAUUUACUGCUUACCUGGAGACGCUUAUUCUCCAAGGAACCUCGAUGCUGAAAGUAUUUCGAGAGCGAAACCUGUUUUACUUGGAGUUCCCCAUGAUUCCGACCCUCAUUUCUCUCCAGACGGUGAUCGUCUUGUAUUCCGCAGCGAUGCCGAACUGGGUGUUGAGAAUAUCUGGAUUGUGGAUUGGAGAGACUGUCACACAAUGGAUGUCAGGCCUGACAAUCCUGACGGGGAGCUGCUUGCAGCACUCAGGGAUAAGAACCGCGAGGACGAAGAACUGGCUCGUACACUCAAAGAGAAUGACGAACGCAGAAAGAGGAGACUUACUACGGAAGGUCGUAUCGGGGCUCAGCGCAUUACCAAUGAGACCUACCGUUGGGUCUCUGACGCUCGCUUCCACCCCUCUGGUACCAAGCUUAUCGCGACGAAGUGGUACACGUCCAGCCGAAGUCUAGGUGCAGGAGAAGGAUGGGAAUAUCCCAUUCCCACCUCCAUGGAUGAGGUGAUUGAAGUUGGAAGUGGAAAGCGACUAGUUGGACGAACUUUGCCUGCAGGUUGGGGACCUGAUCGGUAUGGAGACCAGCAAGUCGGCUCCGAGCAGUUCAUAUGGCAUGGCAACGACACUCUCAUCUACUCAAAGAACGUGAAGGAUACGAACGGAUACUACACCUAUAGCAAAGAUGCCCACUCUGGAAUUUAUUCUAUUUUCUCUACGAAUCUUACCACGCAGGAGACGAUCACGCUCGUCGAUUCUUUCCCUGGCGGUGCAACUAGGCCAGAACUCUCUCGUGAUGGCAGGACUCUUGCUUUUGUACGUCGCGUACGAGAUAAGGAGGCCCUGGUGUUGAAAGACUUGGUCACUGGAACCAUACACCACAUAUGGCACGGCCUGACCUAUGACCUCAGCGUUAUCUCUGCACCAAUGGGAACCUAUCCUUCCUUCGCGUUCACUCCCGAUGACUCUGCAGUAAUCAUCUGGGCAGCGGGUCAAAUUUACCAUGUCCCUCUUACAAUCAAUGGUCAAGGCGAGAAAAUUGGUUCUGGUUCUCCAAAGCCCAUCAAGUUCGUCGCACAUAUUGAGAAGCGUCUCGCUAAGACGGUUACUGGGUAUACCGAUGUGCUGGGUGUGGAAACAGCAGACACGCAGAGGGUGUACGCUUUCACUGACUUGCGAGUGAACGAAGAUGGAUCAAAGGCGGUCUUCCAAGGUGCCGGUGCUACAUACGUGCACAGUCUGGGGCACAAGAAAGCUUCCAAAGCUGAGAAGGUUCCAACGUUGUAUCCAAAUGCACCUUACUAUUCACCAUCUUUCGUGUAUGGUACUAACGACCUGGUCAUUCACGCGCGUUGGUCUGAUACGCAAUUUACAACAUUCGAAUUGGCCAACCUGACAUCUGGAGCCGUGUACGAGCUAGAGGGCCUUCCUUUGGGUCGUUACUACUCUCCCGUCUUGUGCGAAUGCAAAGGUUCUGAACGUCUUAUCGCGUUCAUCAAAACUCCAGGAGAUUAUAUUACUGGAGACAUUGUCGCGACUGCCGGUGCCGGCUUAUACCUGGGCAGUCUCACUCUUCCUUCACUGAAGUCGCCGUUCAACCUCAAGAAGAUUAGAAUCAACGAUGUACGAUUCAUUGCAUCCAGCCCAAGUGCUGACGAUCCUUCGAAGACGAAGAUUCGUUUCCUGGAAAAGAAUCAGAAGAUUCUGGUGCAACAAUCUCAAGAUGCGUACGUCAUCGACCUCGCAGCAAGACCAAAUGAGCAUGGCAUUUUCCCUGAAAUACCUGUGUCCAAUGGAAGAAUGUCUACCGAGCUAGUCGUUGCAACUGGUGAUGGCUCUGUGGAUGCGAAGUCAGUAGACGUAGCGUUCGUGGAUUUCUUCCACGUUUACUUUGCGCCCGGUGUCAAUGCGAACGAUUCAGUGUGGAGUAAACCGGGAAAUGCUACGGAGAAUCUUACUCGACUCAGUUUGGAUGGCGGACAUGAUAUUGUGUGGAGUGGCGAUGGCAAGACACUGCUCUGGUUCCUUGGACCCUACCUUCAUUCACUUGAAGUUUCCGAUCUCUCUAAAUGUUCCAACGCUGUCACAAAGGACCCGAUACAUUUUGGUAUUGAUUGCACGAAGAGUCUGCUUCACUAUGAGGAAAUUGUGGUCGAAUACCCUACCGACAUCCAUCGCCUCAAACAGGACGCAACAGUAGCAGCUAUGAAGACUCAUGGCAAUAACGAAACCGCCUUCUCCAAUGCGGACUUCCUCGUCAUCUACAAUGCUACCUUGUUAACCAUGGAUAGCGGAUAUCUCAAAAAUGACAUCCUCCAUGAUGCUCUGAUUGUGGUCAGAAGUGGAGAAAUUGAAGCCAUCGUUGGCGUUCAUGACUUAGUGAUUCCGUAUGGCGCGACUACUUUCGAUGCUCAAGGCGGAUUUGUGGUCCCCGGGUUCAUUGACGUUCAUGCACACUGGAAUGGCUUUGCUGACUAUUAUCCCGCUCGUUCUUGGGAACUGGAGACGUUCUUAGCCUAUGGAGUGACUACUUUACACAAUCCGAGUGCUGACAACGUCAGAGGCUUCUGGGAACGUUUUCGUGUUGAGCGAGGUCAAGCUGUCGGUCCUAGGAUCUUCCAAGUUGGAGAUAUCAUAUACGGGGCAGGUGCACCUGGAAUCCACCAAGAUAUCGUGGAUAUGGAUGAAGCCUACUCUGCGCUUCUGCGUAUCAAGGCAGAGGGUGGACCGUCGAGCUUCUCGUACAAGAACUACAAUCUGCCUUCCCGUGCGUCGAGGCAGAGGCUAUUACUUGCUGCAAGAAAACUCAACAUGCUAUGUGUACCGGAAGGAGGUAUGAACUACGACUGGGACCAGACUUACAUUGUCGAUGGCAUGACUACCAUCGAGCAUCCUCUCCCUAUUCCACAGCUCCACGAUGACAUCAUCAAUCUCUUCGCUCUGAGUGGUACUGGAUCCACACCUACUCAUAUUGUCAAUUAUGGCGGCGUGUUCGGUGAGCAGGCUGUAUGGGCAACGGAGGAUCUGCCCAAUGAUCCCAAAUUGAGGCGAUUCACACGACAUGACAUUCUCGAAAGCCUGUCUGAGUCUACUUCUAGGCCGAAGAAUUCAUAUGCUCUAUUCAACACCUCUACUUCUACUGCAAAGAUGGUACACAAAGGUCUUCGUGCCCAUAUCGGCGCACAUGGUGAACCGCCAUUAGGCCUGAACUACCAUGAGGAGAUGUUUUUCGCUAAAGCAGGUGGUCUCUCCAACUACGAGGUUAUUCGUGCUGCUACCUCAGACGCGGCUAAGACGCUGGGUAUUUGGGAAUCCUUAGGGUCCUUGACUCCAGGGAAACUCGCAGAUCUCCUCGUCUACCCACCUGGCGUUGACUUGCUCGAAGGGGAUAUCAGCGGGACGAGGAAUAUCAAGUAUGUGGUGAAAGGUGGGCGUAUAUGGGACGCGGAGACUUUGGUGGAAGUUUGGCCUGUUAAGGGUAGGAAGGAACCAUUACCUCCUUUGAACCCUGAGUAAGAUGCUGUUUGAGAUUAACUUGCGCUAACAACGAGUGUUUUAUGUCGCUCGGACUGGAAGAUUGUACGAGAUAAACUAUGGAUACAUUUGAUCAAAUCCCUGAGAUACAAAUCAUAUGUCAAAGUCAGAAUCCGAGUCUUCUUCCUUCCUUCCUCUGACAUUCCUUGGAGCGCGAACAUUCGUUCUCGUUGAAGCAGACCGCAUUCUUGACGAGGGUUCCUCAUCAGACUCUUCCUCCGACUCGUCUUCGUCUGAAUCGCGACGCUUCUCUCGCGGCCUGCGUUCAGGGAUGAUGGCUCCUGCUAGAACCAAGAUCGCCUCCAGCUCUAUAGAACCUCAUGUAAGCAAUAGCAUGCAGCAGACAGACAAAUGGACCUGCAUACCUUCG
Molecule: messenger RNA, 4801 nt
Organism: Somion occarium
Lineage: Eukaryota; Fungi; Basidiomycota; Agaricomycetes; Polyporales; Cerrenaceae
Source: the annotation of a GenBank genome assembly